Lasiosphaeria miniovina is the source of this 1053-nucleotide messenger RNA. Its product is annotated as chaperonin 10-like protein. NCBI's taxonomy places the organism in Eukaryota, Fungi, Ascomycota, Sordariomycetes, Sordariales, Lasiosphaeriaceae. Bases 1 to 1053 code for a protein of 350 amino acids. Gene Ontology annotation, molecular function: oxidoreductase activity, acting on NAD(P)H. The transcript has 5 exons. The record is from RefSeq and is a predicted model, not a curated record.
AUGGCCACCCAAACCGGCAUCACCAUCGCGGGACCCAACCAGCCGUACACGGUCGUGGACACCAUCCCGCGCCCGACUGUCGGCCCCAAGCAGGCGCUGGUCAAGAGCCUCUACGUCGGCUUGAACCCCGUCGAGCCCUUCAUGCAGCACUCGGGGAUCCUGAUCGCCGAGUUCCCGGCUGUCAUCGGCAGCGACACGACGGCCGUCGUGCUCGAGGCCGGCGCCGAGUGUACCAAGCUGCGCCGCGGCGACUACGUGUUCGGUUGCGCGCCCGUGGGGCUGAACCGCUUCUCGCCGUUCCAGGAGACGUUCCUCGUCGACGAGGCGUGGGUCUUCAAGAAGACCGCCCGCGUCGGCCUCGAGGAGGGCAGCACGGUCGGCGCGGGAUCGCUGACGGCUGGCCUUGCGCUUAUUGACGGGCUGAGGCUGCAGCUGCCAUCGCCGGGCACGGCCGCGCCGCGCAGGGACUCGUGGGUCGUCGUCAUGGGCGGCAGCGGCACUGUCGGGCAGUACGCCGUGCAGAUCGCCAAGCUGUGCGGAUACAAGGUGUUAGCGUCGUGCUCGCCGUCCAAGGCCGAGAUCGCGCGUAAGGCCGGCGCCGACGCCACGUUCGACAACCGCGCGCCGCUGGACGAGCAGCUGGGCAUCAUUGAGCGCGUCACGGGCGGCGGACAAUUUCGACACGUCGUCGAUGCCAGCGCGCAGGCGUUUGAGCUGUCCAUCAAGGCGCUCGAGACCAUUGCUCGUGAGGAGGACAAGUUCUUCGCGACUGUCGAUGAUUGGUCCGAAAUGAACGUCUCAGACUCGAUCAACGUCUACCGCGUGCAGUUCGGCACGCUGGGCCGUCUCGAACAGCCUCUUGGCAAACACGUCACCGGCGUGAUUGCCGAACUGGUCGCCGCCUUCGAGGGCCACAUCGAGACUGGCGCCCUCCGUCCGCUGGACUACCAGCUCGUGCCGGGGGCGGGGUGGGACAGGAUCAUGGAGAGUAUUGCCGAUCUGGAAGCCGGCAAGUUUACGAAGAAGCCCGUGGUCAAGGUACAAGAAGAGUGA